GGGAGUACACUGCGCCCGCUUGUCGCCACCGGGUCCCGGAGACCAUGGGGAAGCUGGUGGUGCUGACCUUGCUUGGGGCCCUCCUAGCCCUAGUCGGGGAGAGAUUAGUGGCGUUUAGACAAAGAACGAAUGCAUCUCGAGAAGUGGAACCAGUAGAGCUCCCAAACUGCCACCUUAUUGAGGGUCUUGAAAAUGGCUCUGAAGAUAUUGAUAUACUUCCUAGUGGGCUGGCUUUUAUCUCCAGCGGAUUAAAAUAUCCAGGCAUGCCAAACUUUGCACCAGAUGAGCCAGGACAGAUUUUCUUGAUGGAUCUGAAUGAGCAAAACCCAAGGGUCCAAGCACUAAACAUCAGUGAUGGUUUUGACAAAGCAUCAUUUAAUCCACACGGAAUUAGUACUUUCAUUGACAAAGACCAUACCGUGUAUCUUUAUGUUGUGAAUCACCCCCACAUGAAGUCCACGGUGGAGAAAUUUAAAUUUGAGGAAGAACAACGUUCUCUUAUACACCUGAAAACUAUAACACAUGAACUUCUCACAAGAGUGAAUGACAUUGUGGUUCUUGGACCAGAACAGUUCUAUGCCACCAGAGACCACUAUUUUACCAACUUCUUCAUGGUACUAUUGGAGAUGAUCAUGGAUCUUCGUUGGACUUAUGUUCUUUUCUACAGUCCAAGAGAGGUCAAAGUGGUAGCCAGAGGAUUUGGUUCUGCCAAUGGGAUCACAGUCUCACUAGACAAAAAGUAUAUCUAUGUAGCUGAUGUAUUGGCUCAGAGCAUUCAUGUACUGAAAAAACAUGAUAACUGGGAUUUAACUCAAGUGAAGGUAAUGCCGUUAGGCACCUUAGUGGAUAACUUAACUGUGGAUCCUGACACAGGAGCUAUUUGGGCAGGAUGCCAUCCUAAUGCCAUGAAGCUGCUCAUCUAUAACUCUGAGGAUCCUCCAGGGUCAGAAGUGCUUCACAUCCAGGAUGUUUUGUUUGAGAAGCCCAAAAUAAGCACCAUGUAUGCCAAUAAUGGCUCUGUGCUUCAGGCAAGCUCUGUGGCUUCUGUGUACCGUGAGAAACUUCUCAUAGGCACCGUAUUUCACAAAGCUCUAUACUGUUUGCUGUAGACUCUAGGCAUUCCAGAAAGUCUUGUCAACCAACAAAAAACAAAACUGCAGGCUGCAGAAUAAAAUAACUGUGUUUAUUUGGGGUCUUAGGGAUUGCAAUAUGGGAGACACAAAUUCCACUGGAAUUGAAAGGUUGCUCUAGAGAGACAAAGGAGGUUAGAGUUUUUAAAGAGGAAAGAGGAGACUUACAUAAAUUGUUUGAAGAAAAUGUGCUCAGUGUUGGUAUGGGUACAGUUACACUAAUCUAUGUGUGAUUGGUUGCUAGGGUUAGCCAGUGCAUUUAGGUCCACUUUAGCUUUUUAUUUGAUUUCAUUUUAUUUUUGAGAGAAAGUGCAUGUGUGUGCACAUGCACAC
This is a messenger RNA of Hyaena hyaena (striped hyena), 1463 nucleotides long. RefSeq names its product paraoxonase 3 (gene PON3). NCBI's taxonomy places the organism in Eukaryota, Metazoa, Chordata, Mammalia, Carnivora, Hyaenidae. The coding region runs from base 45 to 1109 and encodes 354 amino acids. The transcript is spliced from 9 exons. The record is from RefSeq and is a predicted model, not a curated record. Gene Ontology annotation, molecular function: arylesterase activity.